Molecule: messenger RNA, 1065 nt
Organism: Emys orbicularis (European pond turtle)
Lineage: Eukaryota; Metazoa; Chordata; Testudines; Emydidae
Gene: OTC
Product: ornithine transcarbamylase
Exons: 10
Coding region: 1-1065 (354 amino acids)
Biological process (GO): L-citrulline biosynthetic process
Cellular component (GO): mitochondrion
Molecular function (GO): amino acid binding; ornithine carbamoyltransferase activity
Source: RefSeq, a predicted model, not a curated record
AUGCUCUUUAAUUUGCGGAACCUGCUCAAUGCUGCAACUUUAAGAAAGAGCAGCAAGCAACUGGUGCAACAUUUUCGGUCUGGGCAACCAACUCAAACUAAUGUUAAUCUGAAAGGUCGUGACCUCCUAACUCUGCAAAGUUACACAGCGGAAGAAAUAAAGUAUUUGCUAUGGACGGCAUCAGAUUUGAAACAAAGAAUAAAGGACAAGGGAGAGUAUUUGCCUUUGUUGCAAGGAAAAUCUUUAGCCAUGAUUUUUGAGAAAAGAAGUACCCGAACAAGAUUAUCCACAGAAACAGGGUUUGCUCUCCUUGGGGGACAUCCUUGUUUCCUUACAACCCAGGACAUACAUUUGGGUAUUAACGAGAGUCUCACAGAUACAGCACGGGUGCUGUCUAGCAUGACAAAUGCAGUCUUGGCCAGAGUUUAUAAACAAUCUGAUCUGGACUUGUUGGCGAAAGAAGCCUCAAUCCCAAUAGUCAAUGGAUUGUCUGAUUCAUACCAUCCUAUCCAGAUUUUAGCUGAUUACCUUACACUCCAGGAACACUAUGGCUAUCUGAAGGGGCUCACAAUAAGCUGGAUUGGUGAUGGAAACAAUGUCCUGAAUUCCAUCCUGAUGAGUGCUGCUAAAUUUGGGAUGCAUCUGCGUGUUGCUACUCCAAAGGGCUUUGAACCAGACCCCAACAUCGUUAAAGUAGCUGAAGAGUACUCCAAAGAGUAUAGCACCAAAUUGUUUUUCACGACUGAUCCCUUGGAAGCUGCAAGUGGAGCCAAUGUCCUAGUUACGGACACAUGGAUAAGCAUGGGACAAGAAGAGGAGAAGGCAAAGCGAUUGAAGGCUUUCCAAGGUUACCAGAUCACAAUGCAGACUGGAAAACAUGCGGCCUCUGACUGGACCUUUUUACACUGUUUACCAAGAAAGCCAGAAGAAGUUAAUGAUGAAGUAUUUUAUUCUCCACGAUCACUGGCUUUCCAGGAGGCUGAAAACAGAAAAUGGACAAUUAUGGCUGUCAUGGUUUCCCUGCUGACAGAUUACUCACCACAGCUGCAAAAACCUACAUUUUGA